Molecule: messenger RNA, 11844 nt
Organism: Varroa destructor (honeybee mite)
Lineage: Eukaryota; Metazoa; Arthropoda; Arachnida; Mesostigmata; Varroidae
Gene: IntS3
Product: integrator complex subunit 3
Cellular component (GO): cytoplasm
Source: RefSeq, a predicted model, not a curated record
ACUGCUGUCAGUGCUAUUGUCGUUCAUGGUUUACUAUUCGUUGUUCAGUGUUAACCCCCGAGUCAUGCAAAACCCGUUAUUGUAAGGAGAAGAACAUUAUCGGAUACAAUCACGGAAGAUGGCAUUUCAACAGAUUCGAGCAGCCGAGUACGGUUGUGAACUAGAGUAUUUCCGCUUAAGGUAGGCGCUACUUCGUACUUCAUAGCUUAUCAUGACACACGUUGACUUGGUAGUAGCGCCUUCCCGUUAAUGCGCGCAUAUAUAUAUAUAUAUAGAUACUAUCCAUGCAGAUUCACAGACUUGCUUCACUUACAAACCGACUCAGCACCUCACUACAAACAAAAAAACAGCACAGAUCUCGUGGUCUAGCGAUUCAUACCUGCAGCUAUCGCAACUAGAGCAAUUGUUACAAUUCCAAUCACCGGUAUCUUCAAACAAAAGAACCAUAGUUGAAAAUAUGCGAUGCAGCUGUUUCAUAUCGAGACUCGUUGGUUGCUGAACGUAAAGGCAACGAUAAAAGUCAGCCCUACAUCACGCAUAAAUAAAGUGUACAGCUCUCAAAAGUGUGAACAUGCUAUAACGAGAUGCAGAUAAGACUAGAUGUUAUAUUCUAAUUUGCAGGCGUUCCUGUACAAAGCAUGCGGUCCUAGGGGGCCAAACUACAAGGGGCCAACAUGUUAGAUACACAUCUACAAACAUCCACAAAGCAGCAAACUAUUGCCGAGCUCGCGACCCGAAAGCACAGGGUAUAAAAACAUCGUUUCCAGCAGCGUACUUACAGCCCAACGUACUCACUGGGUCACUAUCUUUCGACAGUAUCGAUGACAAUGCGCACGGCCAUACCAUGGACAAGCGUGUUUUGCCAGCGGAUCAAGACUCGCACGUGUCAUUAACAUCACCGAGCGCCCAACGGCCAAUCACUUCAUUAUGAAUGACGCCCAGUCAAUGGCAGCGCAACUAACGCGCGAUCCAACAUCUUCCUAUACAGCUAUCCAGGCAGCAAGUCUCCCCAUGAGUGCGAUCGCAAAAACCGCGAGCUUACCUUCUACACUUAUCCGACAAAACAUUUUCCCCGUUGUUGGCCGUGACUGGGACGCUCAUGAAUCAUCAUUGACGGACGACAGCGCUAUGUUAAACUAGAAAAUGUUCUUUUACGACAACUUAAUAACUGGUGCUAUUGAUAACGGUGACGCAAGCCUUUGAGAGUUACUCUCGACUUACAGCAGGCAUGGACACACGAACUGAGAGAACCGAGAACUAAAAAAUCUGCGUGGACGCGGAGAGAAAUGCACUCACAGGUGCCUGUCGCGAGACAGUGGCGGGGUGUAAAUGUAAAAGUAAUAAAAUGGCCUAUUCCAGUUGCUCCAAUCAUUGUAUACUGCUCGGCCGAUUGGAGUUAUACAGGCGGCGCAAUUAUUAUCAUACAACUAGUAUUAUUAUUGCGACUUUCGUUGUUGACGGAACGAAUACAUAGGACCUGGAUCUACUCGUCUGGGGCAGACAUCUAUCUCGAACUAAAACUGCCUCUGCGACGAUCUACUAUAUGGUCCUGUUGUCGUAAUAGCACUUGCCGCGUUGGCGUACUGACGCUACGUCGCUGACAAACUGCUACAAAACACCAGCGCACUGCAGCCUGCCGGCGUAAUAUCCCUUCAUAUUGCUUUCACCAAAGAUGGCGAGUCUAGCUCCCGUUCAUAAACGUGUGCGCAAGGUACGCACGUAAUAUUAUAUAUUUGAACCAUGUCUGCGACGCCUGGCGACGUUAUUGACACUAGCAUAGCAGGAAUAUUACGGGUGCACAUGCAGCGUGUUCUAAGUCAUCCGUUCGUUUGCUAUCGUAAUGGUAUAUAGCCAGAUUCGCAUCAAGCAAAUCAAUGACUGGUGGAAUGAUGCGCGCCAGCUGUGAGAUAGACGUCCGUGCCUGUCUAUUUGACUAGCAGCAUGUAGCUGGUCACUUCGUUUCUUGUUGCUGGAAGCAACAAACGUACAUAAAAUCCCAACACGCACGUUAGUUACUAGAACGAUUUCACGGCGUCCCUACUGUUAUCUGAUAUCUAGCAGAGCUCGAACAGCUGCGAGAGCUACAGAGGUUUUCGCCGGUUUUCCAGGUGCAAACUCGCGUUCGCCAAUCUUCUUGAGUUGGCUGCCUCCUCCAAAUUAGCUGCAACGCUAACGCCUUAUGGCUGAAGCAACGGGCGUCUACAGAAGCAACUCACUCCCAAUGACGAUCGACAACAGAGCAUUCAUCAUGCCUGAGACGGACACCUCUCGCAGCUCUAAUGCUGCCAGCAUCACCGUCUUUCAACUGACAGGGAGCGAUUCAGUCACGCGCCGUUGGUCGUUUGUGCUGGCGCUACUACUGCUGCUCGAUUUAUCUGUCGAUCUCUUCGCUACCGUCGCCGCCACCUCACAGCGCCGACUAGCGAUUGUCAGGCGACGAGCUGCCCUCUCCAGCAGAUCCCUUUGAGGAAAGGGCGACGCUGCAUGGCCUCGCUCGGCCGCGACUCUCAUUCGUGUGACGGCCGUCCUGCGCUCAACAUCGACUUUGUUCCGUAGGCCCGUGUAUCUCAGCCGCGCUGUUGGAAACUUGUAGCAGCAGGCAGUCUGUAAGGACAGAGAAACUUAGCGGGCGAUUUGGCUGCUGCCGCUGCUGUGCUACGGCGACGGCGGCCCGACUCACCGCCUUCCUAUCGCCGCUCCCAGCGACCCCUGGUGAGCUCAACCCGCGAUUCGCACGUCCGUGGUGCGCUGGAUGGCGGCCGGCUUUUGCACGUCCGUGUCGCUCUGGCGGGGUGUCGCUCUUGCACAGUUGUAUUAUUCUAUGUGAGCAGCGCACAGCAAGUCAGUGCUUUCUGUGUCAAGUGUCUGGUGUUUAGUAUGUGUGUGUUCUCUGUGUCCCGCAAAGGAAACUUGUUCGAGUGGCUGUAGCCCGGCUAUCUGCUACGGCCGUCUGCAGCGGCGGAAACAGCAGCGGUUAUCGGCCGCAAAAGCUGUAUGCGAUCGUGUGAGCACCAGCUUCGUGUACGGUGCCCGCUCGAAGCGAACCGUCACAUCAGCAGAAGCGGGGCGAUCCAUUGGCGCCAGUCUUAGCAGCCGUGCCGCCAGCUGCAGUUUGAAAAACUCUCCUAGUCAUAGCCACAUACUCACCAGUACCAUUAGUCGCGCUCUGUAGAGACCACAGUGAUUAAGGACGGCAACGGCGGCGGCCGAUGGACAGAGCGGGCGGCGAGGCGGUCGAGCAGCAGACCCAUGAUAGUACGGGGCGGGACCUCGAAUUCGAAGCAGUGUCGGCGUCCCUCCGGCAGCAGCAGUAACUAACGUUGUCGUUCGGCUCUAGAAAAAACAACACGGUGCGAUCAGGCAGACAACAUAGAGGGGAGACAGCACAGCAAACGAACAACCGACGGACGGACGGAUGGCAGACCAUUACUUCACUGUGUUGUUGUGCUAUUUGCCAUAGUUGGUGCCGUCUUGAUGCUGCUACAACAGCACCGCUGCUGUUGCUGUUUUAGCUGGAAAGCCAAAUAGGAGUGGGGCAACUCGCCGACGAACGUGCGACGGUCGCCAGCAAACAUUGGCAUGGCGGUACGCAGAAAGACACCUGCUUAUACAAAUGGCAUAGCAUCAUUGGAUGACCGCUGCCUCUGAGCUUGGACCACGCUGUUUUACCAAGUACUGGCCACAGUGGCAACAGCAGCAGCAGCAGCAUUAGCACUAGUAAAAGUAAUAGCUGAAUUAGCUCUAGGCGACGACCUACUGGUGUCGACACGCGAGUAACAGCAGGCCUGCCCAUCCAGUAGCGAUCUUCUCUCAUCGUAUCGAUGAUAAUUGAUUCCUUAUAUUCCUUUCUAUACGUAUGCUAGACAGGCAGCACCAGUCAAUUGUGACAAACGAGGUGUGGUACCGUUGUAGUGUGCUUUUUGCGGUGCUGCUGCGGCAGUGGCAAAAGCCACCGACGGUGCGGUGUUAGCCGGCUAGCUACAACGUAAUGGCCCAGACCCGAAAUAGGGUCGAUUAUACAGCAGCGACCUUAAAGGCAGCAGAGCACAGCACCGCACGCCACUAUCACGACUGCGAGGACAAGAACAACGCUAGCAUCUAGUGUAGGAAAGGACGACAACAGAAACCUGCCUUCCCGUCGUCUCCAGAAGCAACGGCGGCCACAGAAACCCCACCAGCACCAUUGUGGCCUGUGAUCGCUGCUGGACAACUCCGCACGCUGCCUUGCCUGGUGGCUCGGUGUGAUACGAUAAACUGGCGUUCAAUUGUCCUACCACUGUACAUGCGCUCGCCGUUACACCUGGUGGGCGCUAGUGGUAAGUGGGCACAACGUUAAACAUAUUAGUCUUCUUGGUUGGGGUUGUCAGCGCACUAUGAUAGUCAGCCGGACGCAAUGAACCGCAGUGAAACCUUAGGAGACGAACGGAUAUACCCAGCAAGUUGACGAAGACGCGUUUCUGUACAUGUUAAGUUCGAUUUGAUGAUACUGCUACGACGACGAAUUGAUUAGCGGAAACCAAUGUGCUGUACCAGCCAGUACCAUCUAAGCAGAACAUCGAUUAGCCGGUGUCAUGUAAAACAGCAUCGACAGUCUCCACGAUGCAGAAACUGUUUGCAACUCAAAUGAAGAUGUUACACGGGCUUACGAUACUCUCGAGCUAUAAAGUGGAGUGAUUCCAAUUAAUAUAAAUAUUGUUUCCCUUCGACCGUGGGCGUGUGUGCGUGUGUAUGUGGGUGUGGGUGUAUGUGUGUGUGCGUGCGCGGGCGUGUCUGUGUAUGGGUGGUGGAUGUGUGCAUGUUUAUGCAGUGUCCCAUGCGGUCUGUUGAAUGUAGGCAGACCAGGCUAUGCCGGUAGCCGGCAUCAUUGAUUUGUCGUCGCAGUGGAAUAUACCGUACACAGUACGGCCGCAUAGAAGCAAACAGAUCAGUGGAGCGCUUCCCCCAGGAAGCCCUAAAUCGAGCUGAAUUAAGCCAGCUCAAGGUGAUGCAACAUGAGCACCACAGCGAGCACGUCGCCUGCGACCGCUCGACUUUUCGUCAGUUCGGCUCUGGAACGCGAUGAGACCGGCGUCGAAGAGAAACUCGACCAAGGUCUAGCGUUGCUGCAGGCGCUCACGCACAACAUGAGUGACAACGAGGCGAUCGAAGGUCUUACCCAGCACGUAUGCCGGAACCAGCCCAGCCACGAGGAGGUGUCGUUCGGCCUGCUAGCCAUCAUGCUCACCGAGCCAUCACUGGCUGGCCGAUUCUAUCGCGAUCUGACCCUCGUUAGUCGGGAUGGUAUGCAGACGUUUAUCGCCCAGUUAAUCCAAGUGGCCAUCGAGCGCUACCCAAAACUUAGUGAAGUGGCCCGUAACCAGCUGCUAUGGUUGGCACGCGAGCUGAUCAAGCAUCUUGUAUCAGGUACCGACGCUGUCGUGCUUAAUUUGUUACGGCAGGUUCAGGGUGGUGACGUGAGCCCGAGGAACGUCUGGCUAGCCGAAGCGCUACUCAAUUUGCUCUGCGAGAAUUCUAUCUGGCUAGAAAAGUUUCCCAUUUUGUUAGCCACGAGCGUCUAUACAUAUCUACGAUUAAUCGUCGAUCAUUUCUCGCCUCAGUUUGCGCAGCUCCGACAGCGAGAGGUUGAGUUUUGCAUAAAAACGCUCCGGGAAAAGUUUCAGGAGUGUGCAAUGAUAGGUCGCGACCUCGUGCGCGUCCUGCAGAACGUGGCGCGCAUACCCGAAUUCGAGGCGAUCUGGAGAGACCUGUUAGAGCGGCCGACGGCGCUGUCGCCGUCAUUAACUAAUGGCGUCGCGCAGUUACUUGCCACGAGGACGCCCCGCCGCUUUCUGCAAUCCCGUGUCACGCCAGAUAUGGAGAGAAAACUUUACUUUAUGACGCAUCAAGUGAAACUUGGCCAACAGCGUCGUUAUCAAGACUGGUUUCACAAGCAGUACCUGUCGACGCCCGAGAGCCAAUCGCUGCGAUGUGAUCUUAUUCGGUAUAUCUGCUGUUUUAUCCAUCCGUCGAACGAGAUCCUCUGUUCGGACGUCCUGCCCCGGUGGGCAGUUAUCGGUUGGCUUCUGAUGACAUGUCUGUCCAACGUCGAAGCGUCUAACUGCAAAAUGGCACUGUUCUACGACUGGCUCGUUUUCGACUCGGAAAAGGAUAAUAUCAUGAAUAUAGAGCCUGCUAUCCUUGUCAUGUUCCAUUCGAUCCGCCCUCAUCCGCAAAUUACUGCCACCCUAUGGGAUUUUCUGAUUCGGAUCAUGCGCGAGUUUUCGAAGCCGCUCGCGGACCGGAUUCGUCAGGGCAUCCAUACGUCGUUGCGGGUUAUCCUCGAAAAGCGGGUUCUAUCGUCACUUGCCCCACUAUUCGACUACCCCCGACUUGACAACGAACUCAAGAACUGUAUCCGAGAAAACUUUGCCGAAUUCUACACGGCCGAUAUGAAGAAACAGCCAAUCGUUAUCGAUGACAUCCAGGCGGUCGGUGGUGGGGUGCCUGGCGGACCGUCCCCCAUUCAUCCCGUCCUUGUAGAUGGAAGUCCAGUCAUCGUUAACUGCGAACGGACUGCAGAUAUGGCUAAGUUCUCCGAUGAUGAAGAUGAAAACAACAGCGCCGUAUUCCGACCGAUCAAACCUGAGGUCAAAAGUGCACCAACCACCGCCACAACGUUACCGCAGGAUAACAUUGUCAAGCUCAAGCAGGAGGUCAAGCUAGCGUCGCAAAUUGGCGGCGCUCCAAAGCAGCUCGGUGGUAGCGCAAUUGAUGAUAAGAAACCUUUGGUGAUGGUCACCGGUGUGGGAGGCGGAACUCCAACUCCCAUAGUUGUGACGGGUGGCAUCGCUGCAACCGGUGGUAAUAUGCCCGUCACCAUUCAGAUCGGGAAUAACUCCGAUGGUAGCCCUUCGCCACCGGCGAUCGAUGAAUUUCUCGAGGGUCUACCUGAACCAUUCAAGACACACAUGAGCCAACUGCAGAAAGAGCGAGAUACCGAGAGCCAAUGCGCGGUAAUCGAACGCCUCAUGCAAGAUCUCAUCGAGUGUGAGACGUUCGACCGCCCAUUGGCGAAGCAGCUCGGUGCGUGCUUUUCACACGUGCUUACCGACGAGUUCACCCGGAACGUUCUGCCGGACACGCUGAACAAUGACACGUUGGAAAACGCCAUCGGAACACCGCUGUUCGUCCUAUUGCGUAGCUUCUGCCAGACUUCACCUCAACACGAGUCUCGACGAGCGCAGCUACAGAUUCUCGUUGAAAUGUCGCUUUACCAGCCACGACUUUCGGUUUUGCUAUUGUUCUACCAAAGAGUAAAGCGUGUGCACCUGACCAAUCAGGAGGCGACAGCGGAUCAACCCAGCCGAGGAUUCGAUUCGAACAGCUCACCGUACGAAGAGCUCGUUGUAGCCAAGAACGCCAAACACAGUUUGGAAGACGCACUGCGCGAUGAUCUCGCGCUGUGCGAACAGGCUGGUCAUAUUCGUUUGUUGUGCUUCCUUGUGCCAGAAGUUUACUCGCAGUUCGCAUCAGCUGCUUUGGGCCAUUCCGAGCUACUUCAUCUUGUUCUAUCGGUUAUUGACUCCAGUCAACUUCAACAACUCUGUUGUCAAUGUCUGCAGGGCGAGCUUACGAUGCUAACCCAGGACAACUUUCUGCCACUGGCCAAGGCAUCGCUUCACUGGGAAACGUUCGAGCAGAUGGCCUUCUGGGGUUUGCUGCAAGCACACCGAUUCCAAUCCGAGUGGCUGUUACCACUUUUGCCACUACUGAACUUCGUAAACCACCAGGAGGCAUGCAACAGCGCCAUGUUAAUUCUUGCUGCCCAGAAACCGUCGACGGAACUGGUGCAAGUACUUCUUUCGCGAGAUAUUAACGACAAAGACAUUCUGGUCCUUUCACUGCUAAAGCACUGGGCUAUUCUUUGUGCCGAUGUCCUAGCUGAAGUCCUGGCCACGAUGGUAGUACCUCAAAAGGGUAAUAAGCGUCGGCGGCAAACAAAAAGCCAGGCCGCUCAAAGUACCCAGCAAGCCCUGCUGCAUCUCGAUCAGCUGCGGCAAAACUGCGGGGAAAGCACCGAUUUCUUCGCAACCGAGCCCUUGCACUCGGCGUUACAGCAUGCGCACGUCGCAGCCAAUGAAAAUCAACGGGCGAGAUUCGCCCAACUCUUUGCACUUGCCGCGGACGACGACUCGGAAGAGGAAUACACCCCCGUUCGGGAGAAAAGUAAGGCACGAAGCUCGAAUCGUGGUAAACGCGGGGGUGCUGGCAGCGUAUCCGGAUCCCCCCAAAAACGAAGUGGAAAUACUACAAGCGGUUCAAGCAAGAAAGAUCGCAAUGAUGAUGAAGGAUCGGACACGGAGUAUGAUUCAAGCACCGAAGAGGAAACAAGCAAGCCAAAACCACCGCGAAAACGACGGAAACAGCUGGUAUCGGACUCCGAUUAGGAGACGAAGUGUCCGAAAGUCAACUGGCGCGAGGACCAAGGAAAUGGUUUUGAAAGUUGUAUUCGUCUUGUGCUUCGGCUGCUAAUGUUACUAACAAGUUACCACUAGUGAGUCGCCUCUUUGCCCUACGAUCAACGACAUUCGAAUUCCGAGCUUGGUAGGUCGAUUUUAAGACACAAAAAGUCUGCGUAUUUUUAACGGCUAUUUUUGAACUGUAUGCAAUUCACGCUGGACUUGCUCCUUAUUUGCAUUUUGCUUUUAAUUCCAAUAUGUGUAGCAAUAUAUGAAAAAUUAUUAAUGUGAUAGGUGAUGUAUAUCAAUGAUAUCGAUGUAUCGUCGCACGAAAGCAAUGUCGAUGCCCCUUUACACUUCGAUGUUGAUCAGGGACACCAUUCUAACGCGCUCGUUUUGCAUCAAACGUUGUUUUGUUUUGCUUUAGGUGCAUUUGUCUAUGCAUAGGGCUAAAUGUAACGUGACUAGAGAAGAUGAAGAUCGAGAAAGUCCAGCGUGAUUCGCGCGCGCCAGUAGCAUUAGCAUGGCAGCUCAGCCUCGCAGUCAAACUUGAUUCACACAAAAUCAAUUUUUGCUGGUUGCAAAUUUUUCGAUAGGCAACGAAGCGAACAACCUGAUUGGCGACCUGAAAAAAAAAGGAAGAAACAGAGCUUUCGACAAACCUGCUAAUGUACACCGACAAAUGGAGCAGUUUCUGCUUUUAUUGUAAUCACUGCUACUAUUGUUAUUAUUAUUCUUAUGAGGCCGUUAUCCUCUCCGAGAUUACGUAGAGAAAAAGCCCGGUAAGAGCGGAAGUUAGGGUUUUCGACACACGUUAACUGGUGGAGUGUAGAUUUUUACAUAAGAAGCUAGAAACAUUCUCUAAAACGAGUGUUGCUUCUGUUGUGAAUGCCAUGUGUUGAUGCGUGUGACAAAGUUCACGUUUAUGCCCAAUGACUUGAGGUGGGAAAGGUGUACUUGUCUGCGAGGAUGACAACUAUUUUGCGACCUUUGAUAUGUCUGUUCGCGCGCCGCUCUCUUUUUGAGCUUGUCACAACAAUAGAAUCUUGAUGACAAAAUGACCGAUCGCGCAACAGCAAAGCAACAAUAAAUACAGUGACUUUAUAGGAUAUAUAAGAGGAGAGUGAGUUGUACGUAAAGCAAGCUUGAACAAGUCAUUAUUGCUGGAUAUGAAAAAAAUGCACUUUAGGAAUAUGUAUCGUGACAAGAGAAAAAAAUGAAGCGACUGUGUGAUCAAUUGAGGAACCUUCAUUGGUAGCAUAGUAACUAUGUUCAUAGGAUUAUAAAGUCAUUAAUAUUGCUUUGCUUUAGUGUAAAUUGUAACUGUGCAUAAUAACACGUCGAUUAGUUUGGGAAGUGAAGCACCCCAAGCACAAGAUGGCUUCUAUCUUACAGGUAAUUGCGAAGAGGCAAUGUGAAAAAUUAGUUGAAAGUUUGACGGGGCGAACUCAUGCGGAAACGCUCCUGGAAAUUUAUGCAGCCAUAGCAGCAUCGUUAGUAACGACAAAAACCCUACUAGCAACGGAACAAUGGAGACAUACAAGAAGUAGUCCAGCCAAAGAAAAGCAAAAACAAAUGAUAAUGCCGAAUAUUAUAGAGAUUUUCUAACUACGUUAAGGGGCUGGUGGGGAAGAGGACAGACAUAUAUAUAUGGCUACUGUUAGGGUAAAUUAAUAGGCAAAUCUGUAACAAUAAAGAAAAUUACUACCAACUUUUAGUGUCGCUGACCACAACAUGCUUCGCUAGUCGAUUUUAAAGAGAGGUACACUAAUCAUCGUGAGGGUCGAGCAAAUGCACAAGUCUAGGGAUUAUGACUACUGUGGUAAUUAUUGUUAUUACAAUGUUAUUCUCGCUAGUAUACUAGACAACAAAAUUUACUCAGCGCGUCUCGAAGACCAGGUACGAGGUAGAUCCCGAGGAAGUUGCAUUAGACAAAGACGAGGUUCAAUAUAUCAAUUCGAGGGGAAGAAGCCAAAACUGAACACGCUGACUCAAAUGACUGUAUCAUAGUCUGUCUGUAAGAGCGUGCGUAAUAUAAGACUGUAUAUGUGCAUAUCACAUAAUGGGGGCAACGAGCCGAAUAAAGUAUGUAAUGUUACGUAAGGCAAAAAAAAAGAUGAUGUUCGAUGUAUAAAGAGUACAGAAGACAAAGAAGAGUUAAUUAUGAAUAUUUGAUGACUCCUCCUCUAGUACGAAAAAAAUAUAUGGGCGUGCUGGCAAAAGUCGUCAUAAUAGCGUUUCGAAAAACGAAGGCGAAAUUGUAAUGUAGUUACUUUACGGUUGACUAUUUUCAUUGAAUACGAAAUUGAAAGGGUAUUUUAUGUUAGUCACUACUUCUGGUCCGUCAAUCCAGCUGUAAACUUGAGUUCUACUCAUCUGCGUGCAUAAUUGUUGCUUAUAUAUUUUCUUACUCAUCUAUCUAUCUAUCUAUUCGGUCUCUACGGCUAUUUGCCAUAUACUGUGUAAAUAUUUUUUAGAGAAAAAAGAUUUGUAAGGGCGUAAAACAUUAUUCGGGUGAAAGAUCACGAUCACAGUGCCUGCGUCCAAUGGAAAACCGUCGUUUCGGGGACCACAGUCUAUAUCUAUAAUAAUAAUAAUAAUAGUAAUUGUUCAUAGCGGUAGAUGGCGACAAAAACGACAAAAAGCGAAAUGGGCAAAUCCGUUGGGCGAAAAAUGUAAUAAGCUGUACGUAGCUUAUUUAAAAAGAACACGUAUCAUAAAUAGAAAAGAUCGAAAUUAAUCCACUUUUCCAUGAUGAUUAUUCUCUAUAGAAUACUUUAUACGAUCUUAUCGUAUUAGUAUUAUUGACUUAAGGCACGUGUAGAGCAUAUCGCAGUACUUCACUUGUGACGCGAGCUAAUAGAGAGCUCGUAAAUUACCUAAUUGCAUUAUUCGAGUUAAUAUUCACAAGCUUCUAGCGAUUGUUCAAAAGCUACUGUUUAUUCAAGUGCAUACGGCUAAGAUGUAGGUCAGGUCGAUGUAAACAGUGGCAGGACGUACAAGAAUCUUUCUUAUGCUUAUAGUGAAGCCGUAUGGUUAAGUAUUCAGUUAUCCAGCGGUCGACAUAUAAUGGGUCGAGGCUGGGAAGGGCAGGGACUGGGCUUAUCGGAGAUCUCCAGUGGAGCUUGUAUAAACUGCUAAGCAAAAUGGGAUUCCUUCGCUCGACAUGGAACGAUAUGAGCGGACAUAUUUGUUUCUUUGACCACAACUUAUUUCCACAGCGGUACGGUGAUGUGUACGAGCAAAACUAAGAUUUUUGUCUUUUUUGGUGAACAAAAACAUUUUUUACCACGUCGAAAAAACGAAAGUUAACCCCGUACCUUCAGGUGGAAAGACCUGUAUGUAGAAGAUGCUGCUCUUGUGUAAAUGUUGACAAUCCACUGUACAUAUAUACAUAAUAAAUACA